Molecule: messenger RNA, 1857 nt
Organism: Exophiala spinifera
Lineage: Eukaryota; Fungi; Ascomycota; Eurotiomycetes; Chaetothyriales; Herpotrichiellaceae
Exons: 1
Coding region: 1-1857 (618 amino acids)
Biological process (GO): apoptotic process; negative regulation of toll-like receptor 9 signaling pathway
Source: RefSeq, a predicted model, not a curated record
AUGUCAUCAGCCCCUCUAGAUAGCACAGGAGAAACCGAACGACAUGCGAAUGAUCUCGUUGAUGGGGCAUUGCACCUGAAAUCCAAGGCGAAGGCCAAGGUCAAGAAGAUCCUGAAUGAGCCCGACCAUGACGACUCUAUCGACGAGAACGACAUCUUUUAUGACGCCGCGUUCGACCCGAGUCGGGUCCUGAACCAGACGUCGCCAAAAUCUCAAAGCAAAAAGUCGGCUCGCGAUACCAUCGCCGACGGGGUCAAAGAUGCCACCUACAUAGCGGCGCAUCCACGGCGCCUCAUCCGCAGCAAGGUCACGAAGAAAGCGGCCGCCAGGAUUGGAAAUGCGCGACAUCCGACGUUGACCGUCGAUCGAGACCGAGAACUACUCGACGCUCAUGAGGCUCUGGAUCAUGCCGUGUCCACCAACGCUUCAACGUCAGAUCCCCGAGAGCUUCAAGGGGAGAUCGACGAAGCGAGCGACCGGAUUCGCAGGGUCGAGGAGCAACGCGAAAGCCUGCAGACUGCUUGGAUUCUGGGUCGCCACGUCACUCGGGUCAGGGUGGUUCGACCCAUUCCCCGACCCUCACGACCACAAUUCACCUCUCCAUCGCGAUUCCAGUGGGAGCGAUAUCUAGGUCACCUGGUACUCUACUACACGCGCGGAUUCACGUCCCCUUAUAUCGACGACUUCGACUCCGCGCCUUUUGAUCUCGAAGAUGUCGCUCGCAUCAUCGAGAGGAUCGCCAUCACCAGUGCGCCAUGGCAGGCAUUUCUGAUGAGCGUACGGGAAGUCUACAUGUGGCAAGACCCUCGGCGAACAGGGCGAUGGCUGGCGCUCUUCCUGGUGCUGUGGUAUUUCCAGUACAUCAUGGCCUAUUUCUACUUCUACAUCGUCUACUCGACCAUCCGGAACAAGUUCCAGCCGAGCUCGGUGCAAACCGUCCGUGCCAACGUGGGCAGAGCCAUCGAUCGAGAAGCACGGGUUCAAGCCUGGGGAGAGCUGAUCCAACGCCACGGAAAGCGCGAUUGGCUUGAACCGUUUCUCGACCAGAUCGGACCCCUGAUCCAGAGACAGCUGGGCGAUUUUGCCGACCUCCUCGAAGUCAUGGUCAACUUUCACAGGCAUGAAAAGCCACGGUUGACCUUUGCAUCGGUGUUUUUCUUCUCCUGCUGCCUCGCCGUAUGCCUUUGUGCCGAUAUGGAAUUCUGUAUGAAGGUCGUGUGGUUCGUCGUGGGCGGUGGCUUCUUCUUCUCCUAUCCCAUCGCGACCAGUUUUCCCAAGUACCGGCUCUUGGUGUCUCAGUUUCGGUGGGUGUUCUGGGGUAUACCUAGCCAUGCCGAGCUCGCUAUUCUCAGGUUGCAGGAGAAGGCGGUCGUCAGAGAUGCAAAUCUAGCCGAGUUCGAUUUACACAGAGAUGAUGACGAUGACGAUGACGAUGAGGGUGAUGAUGGAGAGAGAACCCGGUGGCCGAUGGGAGAGUCGCACGCCAUUGCUGCCGUGGAAAGAGACUCAGGUCGGGGUCAGCUUGUUGUGGGAAGAACAGCCUUGUCUUGGAUCAGAAAGACUGCUGACGAACGUCACUGGCCGUUUUCUGAACUUCACGAGCUGCGGAAGAUCGACCCUGACGAGAACGACUCGAUGUGGAAGAAUCUGAAAAAUGUCCAUUCUCGCUCGUCGGCGGGUUUAGAGAUUGUAUUUCUGCAGGACGAAAUCACACUUCUCCUCCAUCCUUCAGAUCGAGACCGAGUCUUCAAUUUGAUUCUCGCUUGGAGUGGACAGAAAUGGCAGUCUCUGCACAUGGAACGACAACACAGUCAUCGAGGGAACCUUGAUAGAGCGAUAAAGCGAGCUUUUCAUUGA